AUGGCCCAGGUCAAGCCAGACCCGGAUGCCAUGUACAUCAAACCCGACCCGGAUAGCAAGGACGCAAUCCUUGCCGACCUAGAAGAUGAUGAUAUCUAUGAAGAUGCGGGAGAUCUGGAUUUUUCCGCCGCGUCGCAAAAUGUAUGGCUCUCACGGCUCCCCCGACAGCUGUGGGAGCAUUGGGCGACAGUGGAUGAGAAUGUGGGUGACGAUGAGGAGAUUGAGAUAGGAACAAUCAGGAUAGAAGGCGAACCAGGGGAUCUCAAGCGUGUUAGCUUGCGCCUCCACACGCGCGAAGGCAACGAGGACAUUCCCAAGGACUACACGCUGCAAAAACAAUCCACUACCUCCACAAACGCCUCACACAUGACCAAAAACACAUUCGUAUUCACAGAAAAAGAUAUACCCGGAGCUGAAAACCGCAUGGCGGUGUUUGGAGAGACGCGCUCGGCCUUGUACGAAGCUAUGAAGCGCGACGCGCGGAGGAGGGAGCAAGGCAAGAAAUGGGAGCCUUAUGUGCGAAAGACAGUGCCAAAGCAAACGGCCCUGGUCGGACAAGUGAGUGAGGAAUUCAACUGCUUGCCGGUCGAGAACGAGGAAUUCCGACGGAUCUCGGAGAAAAGAGCUCUGGAGGCUCUACAGCCGAAGAAAAAGACGGAAUUCAUCCAAAAGAUCAAGAGCGAAAUCCUCAACGCACGGACUGCUCUGCCUCAGGACAAGGGCACCUUCGUGCAACAAACAAGGCCCCUCAAAGCCAAGCCUCAAGAAAACAAGUCCAUUCGUAUGCCGCAAAACGAGCUUUUGGACCGCAUUUUCGAGUGCUUCCGCGAAUACCGGUACUGGCCGUUUAAAACUCUCAAGGCCAAGCUGCAACAACCUGAGGCCUAUCUCAAGCAAACCCUGGAGAUGGUUGCCCAUCUGGUCAAGUCGGGCGACUUUUCCAUGACAUGGGAGCUGAAACCCGAGGCUCAACAGGCUAACUAUGCGUCUAUGUCCUAUGAGAAUGUCAAAGCUGAGAAACCGCCUGAUAUGGACGACUACGACGACGCUUCGGAAGAUGAUCCGAGCGCCUCGGGUAUGGUAACGGAUCAGGACUUUUGA
Penicillium canariense is the source of this 1101-nucleotide messenger RNA. RefSeq names its product transcription factor IIF subunit TFG2. Bases 1 to 1101 code for a protein of 366 amino acids. Gene Ontology annotation, biological process: transcription initiation at RNA polymerase II promoter; transcription by RNA polymerase II. The record is from RefSeq and is a predicted model, not a curated record. NCBI's taxonomy places the organism in Eukaryota, Fungi, Ascomycota, Eurotiomycetes, Eurotiales, Aspergillaceae. Gene Ontology annotation, cellular component: transcription factor TFIIF complex. The transcript is spliced from 4 exons.